Molecule: messenger RNA, 296 nt
Organism: Staurois parvus
Lineage: Eukaryota; Metazoa; Chordata; Amphibia; Anura; Ranidae
Source: the annotation of a GenBank genome assembly
AUGUAUGUGAAAUGGUUUGAUACAGUAAUAUUUUACUAUGUGAUUUUAGUGUAUUUAGUGAAUGUCACUUUUUGUCAUUUUCAAAUUUCCCACCAGUUCCGUCCCCCGUAUGUCCCGACGCUCGCAGGGAACGGAACCCAGAUGACAGGAUUACAGGGGACACUGCAGGAGGGACAUCGUGGGAGCGCAGGACAAGGUAAGUGAACAACAGAUGCUGGAGCAGUGCCGCAUGGUAAGCCGAGUGUAGCUCGGGGGUUACCGCUUGUGCUACACUCGGUAAUACCGCCAGGGAGGUU